AUGGUGAAAUCUGCUGAAGGAACCACUGCACAACAUAGGAGGGAUAGAAAGGUUUACAAUGUUUGGAAGAAAAAGAACUCCAUUACUCGCAUUACGUUACUCAACAGUAUGGAGAAUGACAUUAUGCGAGAAUUCAAGAAGUAUGAGUUGACUCAUGAAAUGUGGAAUGCUCUUAAAGAGCAAUUUGGGGCGACGUCAGUUGCAAAGGUAAAGCAACUAACUGUUAAGUUUGAUACAUAUAAAAAGUGCCCAAACCACAACACGAGGCAACAUCUUCGAGAGAUAACCAAUAUGGUCAAUGAACUUAAUGAUGCUAGUGUAAACCUUACUACUGAACAACAAGUACAAGCUGCCAUCAGAUCUCUACCCCAUAACUGGGAGCAUAUAAAAAUUUAUCUUACUCAUAAUGUGAACAUAAAGACAAUGAUCGAUACUUCACACCAUUUGGAGUUAGAGGAGGAUCGUAUUGAGGUCUCUAAACCUAAUGGUGACAUUUAUAUGAUGGCAUCUAGCUCCAAAGACGCUCCUAAGUUUAAACGUAAAUUUUCUCACAAAUGA
This is a messenger RNA of Diospyros lotus (date-plum), 558 nucleotides long. RefSeq lists its product as uncharacterized. Lineage: Eukaryota; Viridiplantae; Streptophyta; Magnoliopsida; Ericales; Ebenaceae. The coding region runs from base 1 to 558 and encodes 185 amino acids. The transcript has a single exon. The record is from RefSeq and is a predicted model, not a curated record.